UCCCUCCGCCGCCGCUCUUGUCGCGUCUACUCCCUUGUCGCCAUCAUUGCAGAACCCUAUCUGCCACUCUUGUCGCGUCUGCUCCCUUCAUCACCGUCGUCGCACGAGCUCCCUUCGCCACCGCUCUCAUCGUAUCUGCUCUCAUCAUUGACCUCAGCAACGGCCAAUCGCCGGUCAUCCUCAUCCACCGGUUCAGGAAUCACUACACUCAUCCUGAUUCAAAUUGGUAUGGUUUUGCAUCACUUUCAAUUUUUGAAUUCUUCUCAUUUGAAAUUUUUUAUGUUUGUUCUUUUGUGAAUUUUUAACGAUGCAGCUUUUGUGGCUCCAAUCUGCCAUGUGGGAAGAAUGUUCUCACUAUCUGCAGGGAAUCACAUGUACACAAAAUAAGUCACUUCAUCUCUUCUUCGGUCUCUAUCUUUCAAUUUUUCGCUAAUUUGAAUUUCCUAAACUAGUUAAUACUAGUUUGGAAUCAUCAAUUUCAAUUUUCUGCUAUCAAUUUAAUAGUUUGGGAAAAUCAUUUGAAAGUGUAUAGCAGUAUUAAGAGAGUUCUUGGUCAUGCACCUGCAGCCACAAGUUCUUCACAGCAUUUCUGAGUUUUUAGGACUGGUGCUGUGAAUGCUGCAUCAGGAUCAGCCUAUACAGAAUUUGGAAAUACCAAGGUCAUUGUAUCUGUGUGAGUAAUUUUCUUAAUUGAAUUGUGUUAAUUACUAAAUCAGCUUGCUCUGGUGUGUUUUUUCGUAGCUCUCGUUUGUUCUUUCGUGUAACAUGGAUUCCUAUGUUAGCUUACUUGUUUGGUGCUGCCCCAAGAACACUUGCCACUUCUGCACCAUAAUUCUAUCUGGAGAGCCGACAACUCUGUCAAAACAUCUUCAACUCUAGAAAUAUAAUAAAGCUUCCUCAUAUUCCUUUAAUGUAUGCACAAAAUUCGGCUUCCGUAAAUGAGUUCAUUGGGCAGUCUUGGACUCCUGGGAUAAGACAAUACAAAAUCAUAUUACCAACUAUACCUUGUCAUCCCAGGAAAGCAUUUCAAACAAGGAGGAAUGGUUCUCCCAUUUCAACCUCUUUCCAUGGCUUUCAGCAAUAUCAAUUACUAUGUGGAUGUCCCUUUGGGAUACAAGAAGAAAGGAUGCAACUGCUUGUUAAUAUUACUGGAGCUUUUAGGCCUAGAGUAUUGACAGCAUUGGUUGGAGUAUGUGGGGCUGGAAAAACCACGCUAAUGAAUGUCUUGGCUGGAAGAAAAACUGGAGGUGUUAUAGAAGGGAACACAUACAUAUCUGGUUAUCCCAAAAGGCAAGACAGUUUUGCAAGAAUUUCUGGUUAUUGUGAGCAGACAGAUGUUCAUUUCCCUUGCUUGAUUGUCUGGGAGUCGUUAUUGUUUUCUGCUUGGCUCCAGUUAUAUUCAGAUGUUGAUUUUGAAAUGCAAAAGGUAAAGAGUUACAAAGGUGUAUAUUCUCCUUACUACAUGCAACAUAUGCUAGUUUCUAUUAUAUAAAUAUUUUUUUGGUGAA
This is a messenger RNA of Arachis duranensis, 1508 nucleotides long. RefSeq names its product ABC transporter G family member 32. The record is from RefSeq and is a predicted model, not a curated record. The transcript has 5 exons. Gene Ontology annotation, molecular function: ATP binding; ATP hydrolysis activity. The coding region runs from base 911 to 1492 and encodes 193 amino acids. NCBI's taxonomy places the organism in Eukaryota, Viridiplantae, Streptophyta, Magnoliopsida, Fabales, Fabaceae.